Molecule: messenger RNA, 918 nt
Organism: Rattus norvegicus (Norway rat)
Lineage: Eukaryota; Metazoa; Chordata; Mammalia; Rodentia; Muridae
Gene: Or10n7
Product: olfactory receptor family 10 subfamily N member 7
Exons: 1
Coding region: 1-918 (305 amino acids)
Biological process (GO): signal transduction; detection of chemical stimulus involved in sensory perception of smell; G protein-coupled receptor signaling pathway
Cellular component (GO): membrane; plasma membrane
Molecular function (GO): olfactory receptor activity; G protein-coupled receptor activity
Source: RefSeq, marked reviewed
AUGGCAAAUCGCACAUUGCUGGAUGAAUUUAUUCUCCUAGGAAUACCCCAGACUCAAGGACUGGAGACUCUACUCUUUGUGGUGUUCUUGUUCAUAUACUUCUUCACCUUGCUUGGAAAUUCACUCAUCUUUACAGCAAUAGUUUCUUCAUCUUCUCUUCACACCCCCAUGUAUUUCUUCCUGGGACUUCUAUCAAUUUUUGACAUAAUGUUUCCAUCAGUAACCUGUCCCAAGAUGCUAUUUUACCUCUCUGGCCAGAGUCCAGCCAUCUCUUACAAAGGCUGUGUUGCACAGCUCUUCUUUUAUCAUUUUCUGGGUUCUACUGAAGGAUGCCUCUACUCUGUGAUGGCCUAUGAUCGUUAUGUUGCCAUCUGUCACCCACUAAGAUACAUGCUCAUCAUGAAACCUGGAGUGUGCCUGAGCUUGGUCACAGUAUCCUGGUUGGUAGGAUGUCUUCAGUCCAGCAUCCUAACAUUCUUUACAUUUCAGUUAACCUACUGUGGUCCCAAUCAUGUCCACCAUUUUUUCUGUGACAUUCCCGCAGUUUUACCUCUGGCUUGUACUGACAACAAAUUGGCCCAGAAGGUGGGUUCCAUCAAUGUUGGCUUUCUGGCUCUGAUGCUUCUCUUCAGUGUUUGUGUCUCUUAUGUACAUAUUGGAGUUGCCAUUCUGAGAAUCCGUUCAGCAGAGGGCAGACAGAAAGCAUUCUCCACCUGCAGUGCCCACCUCACUGCUAUUCUUUGUGCCUACGGACCUGUAAUCAUCAUCUAUCUGCAGCGCACACCAAACCCUCUGCUUGGGGCUGUGGUGCAGAUAUUAAAUAAUAUUGUCUCACCUAUGUUGAACUCUUUAAUCUAUUCAUUGAGAAACAAGGAAGUGAAGAGGUCCUUGAGAAGGGUGUUUCACACUUUAGCUUAG